AUGUCGAACGCCAUGAAAAAGCUCAAGCUCCUCCACCACCUCACGGCCGCCUCUGCCAAUGCCACAGCCAGCACGAGCAGCAUGCCACCACCCCCGGCAUCCGCGCAGCAGUUCCCCACUCCCCCCACAUCUCCCAUACGCCACCACUUCCACCCACAGUCGCAGUCCUACCUCGACGUCUCGAAUGCCCUGCGCUCUGCCCGCCAUGCAUUGAAUAGCAUUCAGUCCUCAACUGUUGUUCCCCAGCAGCACCAGUACCACACACAGGCAGACCAGAUCAUGCGAAACUCACACUACGCCGCCAUGGUCCAGCAGCCUCCCAGGCCUUCCGGCGCUCCCGCGUGCCUGCUGCCGCAGGCGUUCAUGGUCCUCACACCCAAUGACCCCCAUCCAGCCAUCUGCCUACCCGCAUCACCUCCGCCAGUGACGUCGCACAUGCACAACCACUACCAUCACCACUCAACGCUCAUCCCCCCCGUCCCAAUCAACCCGCCAAUCCAGCAGGUGCUCAUGUCCGAGCAGGCAGUCCCACGGGGAAACACAACAAUCUACUCAUCUCGUCCCCCAGCGCCAACAUACCAAGGUGCCUCACACUACCAGUACCAGACGACCCGCCGUCCCAGUACACAAAAGCGCCCACGCCUCACCACCGACGCCGUCUCCAAGAUCGGCAAGGACUCCCGCCUCGCCCGUUGGGAGCGUGUCGUUGGCUACGUGCGUGAGCAGCGCAAAGCCAACGCCGCUAGCCAGGCUGACAGCACCCCCGCGGACCCAACCCUCUCUGCCAUCGAGGCAAAGAAGGCCUUCAUCCGCGAGAUCGAGCGCAAGAACCGCUUUCUCGACAUGAUCGACUACGACGAGCAGAAGCAGCGAUCACUGUGGAGCGGUGGCAGCGCGGGCACGAACGGCGUUGAUGAGUUUGUGUGGAGCGAGGACGAGGAUGACGAUUCGUUCCGCAAGGUGGUCGAGAACCAGCAUGCCCUUGAGGAGCACAAGCGCCGUUUGGACCGCCUGUACCCCGAAGAUGUUGUCAAGGAGAAGGUUGCAGUAGCGGAGGAGGGUGUGUUUACGCUGGAGGAUGGCGAGGCCACGGUCAAGGAUUUUGAGAUGGGGAAUGGGUUGACAAGGUCGUCGAGGAGUGAGAAGAGGCCCAGGAGCUCACCGGCGGUGGAGUCAAACGCCUAUUGGGAGUUGAUGAAGAGGACCGAGAUUGAGAAGUUGCCCGAGCUGAGGAGGGAGAGCCAGAUUGAGGGCGGUUUGGACAGACUUGCGGGGAGGGAGAUGAGGAGAUUCUCGGUUUACUAA
Molecule: messenger RNA, 1305 nt
Organism: Morchella importuna
Lineage: Eukaryota; Fungi; Ascomycota; Pezizomycetes; Pezizales; Morchellaceae
Exons: 1
Coding region: 1-1305 (434 amino acids)
Source: RefSeq, a predicted model, not a curated record